Molecule: messenger RNA, 969 nt
Organism: Leptopilina boulardi
Lineage: Eukaryota; Metazoa; Arthropoda; Insecta; Hymenoptera; Figitidae
Exons: 4
Coding region: 480-965 (161 amino acids)
Source: RefSeq, a predicted model, not a curated record
UUGAAGAAAAUUUAAUAAAUGAAGGCGUAUUAUUAUUUAUAGAUGCUUUAGAGACAAAAAGAAUAAUGCCAUUUUCUUAUAAUUAUCAACCUAGCUGCGGGAUAGUCAAAGCCCAUAUACAUAUAUCAAAUAUAUUCAUUUUUUUUGGUUGACAACCUAGGAGAAAAGAAAAACAUUUUUUCAUUCAUUCUUUAAUGUAAUCUCGUAUAAAGAAGACGCCUUUUUCUUAUUUUCUGAUUAAUUUGCUAUUUGGAAUCUGAAUAUAAUAAUUGGAGAAAAUAAAUAAUAAAUCGUUUAAAAAGGAAAUUUAAUAUAAUUAAUAAAGAAGGAAAUAAGGAAAUUUAUUUAAUAAAAACAAUAGAAAUUGUUUGGAAAUCUCUAUUGGAAAUUCGUUACCAACGGUCAUUUUUAUUCUAUUAAUUUUGGAAUUCUUUGGUAAAAUUUAAUAUUGAUCAUGUGACUGCAAUGACCAUUUAUCAAUGGGUCUGCCUUGCAGACACAUUUUUGUGGCCAGGGAGCAUUUAGACAUUCCAUUAGCGGACAAUGAAUUAUGUCUUGUAAGAUGGACGCAAGAGUAUUACUUGAAAAAUCAAAGAGUUUCUGCAAAUUGCGAAGAAAAUGCAAAUCAAAUCAAUCCAAAUGUCAAUAUUUCUGAUAAAGAAAAAAAAAAGGAAAAAAGGAAACCUUUGUCCCAAGGCCAAAAGCUGAAGAUAGGAAAAACGGAGUUAAUGGAAAUUAAUUCUUUAAUAUCUGAACUAUCAACUAAUAAAUUUUAUCAAUUUAUUAACUUCUUUGAAGAGGUUAAAAGGCGCAUUCUAAUGAAUGAACCUGUUGAGUUGGUUAACAAUAUUAUACUCCCAGAAGACAAUGAAAUUGAUCAAGAAAAUGAAGCUUCAAUACCGGAGAACGAUGAAAUCGGACAAGAAAAUGAAGCUUCACUUCCAGAGGACGAUAAAAUUGAUUAAGAAA